CACUAGAGCGAACGCGGCUCUGUUUACAUCUGCGGAAUUUCCCAGCUCGCGCCGCGAACCACUUCCGCAAACCUCCGGCCGAUCAAAGACGCGUCUCCGUCAAUAUACAGAAAGCGCUCCUCGUUUCAUUAAAAACAAAGAACUAGGGGUCAAAAACAGUACAGGGAAGCAUGUUUGGUAAGUGACGGGGGUGACAGAUGGAGGGAAAAGGCCCAUAUCGCAUCUAUGAUCCCGGUGGGAGCGAUUGCCAGGUGAAAGACGAGGCCAGCAGCCUCAGCUACAGACAGCUGCUAGAGGAAAACGCCGUUUUGAGGGAGAGAAUGAAAGGGCUAAAGAGUUUAGGAGACCUAUUAGAGGAGUCUCAGACAGAGGCAGCAAAGCUUCGGAAGAAGGUGGAGGAGCUGGUGAGGGAUAACGAAGCGCUGAAGUCGUCCACGACCAGCUUUGCCUCCAGUCUGUGCAUGGGCGCCCCUGUUCAGACAGAUAGACAAGGUCAUGGAAAACAUCACGCUCAUCCUACAACAGAAAGACAAGAAUCUCGGGAUUGUUUAACUGGAAAUACUUUACAACCAGAGGCAACUGAAAGUUCGUCUGAGUUUGAGGUGGUGAAUAUGGAAGAGAAGACGGUCUCGGAAACCCAGACGACUGGAGGGAUGCACCUGCCACAGGAGAACAUGGAGCUGGCGAGUCAACUCCGGCGACUGGAGAGUUCUUUUAGUGUAUUUGCUGAAGAGUCAAAUCCCAACCAGCUAAUGGCUCACCUGGGCCGCAUGGCUGUGGAAUUCCACCACUUAUCAUCCAAGGUCCAGAAGAACGAACAGAGAACAUCUCUCCUGCAGACACUCUGUGAACAGCUAAGACAGGAAAACAGCGAGCUUAGGAAAAAAAUGGAGGAGGACCUCCAUUACCGUAACCGAGAUCUGGAACAGCUGAGGCAGGAGAAUUUGAAACUGAAGGAGCAAGUCAGCGGAGGAGCCCUGGCAGCACCUAUUGAGCAGCCGAACCCAAAGGAGGAGCCAGUGAAAGAAGAGAUAGUCAAAACUAAGGUGGAAAUGACCGUGACUCAGCAGUCUGGUAAAGCUGUGGAAAAAACACCAUCUAAGACUUGUGAUCCGGAGGUGUAUGAGAAAAAGAUCAAGCUUCUGGAGAAACAGAGGAAAGAUGUACUGGAGGUGAACAAACAGUGGGACAUUCAGUGGAAUUCAAUGAAGACACAGUUUGAGCAGAAGAUCACAGACCUAAGGCAGCGGCUCACUGACUCCCAAAAGGCUGUGCUUGAGCUUGAAGCAGAACGAGAACUUAGACAAAGAGAUUAUGACAAAAAACUCCUCCUCGCCAAGUCUAAGAUCGACAAUGUGCAGGGUGAGAAGGAGUGCCUCACCUCAGAAACAUGUGAGUUGAAACAAAAGGUGCGUUACCUGCAGGACCAGUUGCUUCCAAUUACUAAACAAAGAGAAUACCAGGAGAAAGAGAUCCAGCGGCUCAAUAGGGCAUUAGAGGAAGCUUUGAACCUCCACUCUCCUUCUUCCACUCAGCCAGGCAUGAACCUGGGAGAAGGUGUGGCCAACCUGAGACAGCAGGAGCUGCACACACAGAUAACUGUAUUGAAGGAGCAGGUAAAAAUCUUUGAAGAGGAUUUCCGGAAAGAGAGGAGUGACAGAGAGAGGAUGAACGAAGAGAAAGAAGACCUGAGGCGGCAGGUGGAAAGGCUGCAGGGUCAAUUGACCAAUCUGACGAAUCAGCUUCAUCAAGCUCAGAAUGAGUGUCAGAGAGAGCGUUCAGAGAGGUGUAAACUAGAGAGACUGCAGAUGCAACAUAAGCAGGAGGGGCAACAGGAAAGGAGGACAUCUGAUCCCACUUCUGGCUCGGCCAAUGGCCCGAUAAGCCCUCCAUACUGUGGGCCGUUUGUGCAUGUGGGCCAUCCAGGUCUCGAUGGGUGGCCCAUACACUUUCCGCCCAGGAUGCCCAACAUCAGUACAGCACCCGGCAGGGAUUUCCAGCCUGUCAACCCCGGUUUUCCCUGGCAGUCAUCCUUCCCACAACCACGUGGUUCCAGAGGACAAGCAGACACAGCGAGACCCCCUCCAGACACUGCAGAAAUGGGAGCAACUGGAUUUGGGAAGAGGGAGCGUCUGAACAUAGACCCCGGAAAGCACUAACCACAAAUUCUCUCUCCUGGAAUGACUCCCUGCUAGUAGCAUGAUGCAGUUUAUUUUUAGUUGGCAUGGCGUGAACUAUUGGUUUUUUUGUUUUUUGUGUGUGUGUGAAAAAACACACACACACACACACACACACACACACACACAACUGAUAGAAAAUAUUGAAUAUUGUUUAUAUACUUAAGUCUUAUAAUCCUGUUUGUGAAACACUGUUCUGGCAAAUUAAGAAUAUACACAUUUAUUAUUUUACCUUUUUAUGAUUGUUCAAUUUUAAAUUAUCUGCUUUAUAUAAUUCUAUGCAUUUAUUGAAGUCAGUUAUUUAAUGGUUAAUAUGAUUGAACGUUAUUUUUAUAACAAUCUACCUAUAGAGUUAAAUCUCCACUGCUUAAUUAAAUGAUAGCUGCCUGAAAACAUGACAUUUAGUGUUUUGGUACUGAUCAAGACUGACAGACAUUUGUAUGUGCAAUUAGUGAAAAUAUGUAUCUAAAAAUUGUAACUCUAUAGGUGGAUUGUCUUGAAAAUGGCUAACAGUAGAAUGUGACUGAACUGAUUGAUGAUUCCUUCACUGGCUGUGGUUGAGAUGAUGGGAGAGGUCACAUACUGUUGAGCGUCUGCGCCACUGUUUAUUGAAGCCAUAUAUGACACCUGUUAACCUUUCCAUCUAUUAGAUUACGUUCUGGGAUUAUUUUAUUAAGCGCUUCAAUGGCUUGUUGAUCCUUCAGAUUCGUGUGAUUGUAAUUGAAAUGAUAAUCUAUUGAGGAGGGCUUUCAUCUGGACGACAGAAGUAUCACAGUAGUUUUGCUUAAUAUUUUUCAAGAUUCAGUGUUCAAAAACAUUAUUCCUUAUGUGCAUAUGGAAGUGAUAAGUUAUUUAUAUCUAUUGUUUUGACAGCUGAGUGUGGUUUAUUGUCUUAAGUGAUGUUGUCUUCAGUGUAUUGUUUUGUGUCUCCCUUUACAUAUUGUAGCUACUGGAAGACUGUAGGAUGUGAGUUUGUGCAUAUGCACAACCACAGGAAGUGGGCCAGAAUAAAUAAGUUAAUGCAUCA
Molecule: messenger RNA, 3204 nt
Organism: Carassius carassius (crucian carp)
Lineage: Eukaryota; Metazoa; Chordata; Actinopteri; Cypriniformes; Cyprinidae
Product: TNFAIP3-interacting protein 1-like
Exons: 18
Coding region: 198-2159 (653 amino acids)
Biological process (GO): regulation of transcription by RNA polymerase II; cellular response to lipopolysaccharide; negative regulation of canonical NF-kappaB signal transduction
Source: RefSeq, a predicted model, not a curated record